Molecule: messenger RNA, 2438 nt
Organism: Oryza brachyantha (malo sina)
Lineage: Eukaryota; Viridiplantae; Streptophyta; Magnoliopsida; Poales; Poaceae
Exons: 19
Coding region: 114-2018 (634 amino acids)
Source: RefSeq, a predicted model, not a curated record
GGAGGCUUCCAGUAUCACCCCUGCCGUCUUCCCGAGCCCCGACGCGGCGGCGCCGGCGGAGGCGCUCUCCUCCUCGCCCGCGCACGUCGCUGCUCCGCUCGGCGCUCGCACCCAUGGAUUCCUCACCGGCCCCUGGCCCCGCCACCGCCGUCGCCGCCCCUGCGCUCGAGGACUGCCUCCGCCUCCUCCGCGGCGAGCGCGACGAGCAGAAGCUGGCGGGCCUCCUCGUCGCCGCCAACGUCUGCCGCGCGGGCGACGCCGCCGCCGUCGUGGAGGUGUACCGCGCCGUCGGGCCCCGGUUCCUCCGCCGCCUGAUCAACACAGGGCUGGGGAAAGUGGAGGGUGGGAAGGAGGAAGAGAGGGAGGCGUACCUGCGUCUCGCGGUGACGGUGCUCUCCGGGCUUGCUCGCAUCCCGGAGGUUGCGGCCGACGAGGGGGUCGUCUCCACUGUGCCCCUCAUUGCCGAGAUUGUAUCCAAAUCGUCUGAUCUGACGAUCACUGAAGAAUGUUUUGAACUCCUGUCUCUCAUUGCAAUAGCUUCAGAUGGUGGGGCGUAUAAGUUUUGUGAGCCUGGAGUGAUGGACAUCUUCCUUCAAAUCUCAAACUUUCCAGACGGUUCAAGGUGCUCCGAGCUUGCCAUUCAUCUAAUGCAGCUACUUGUUCAUAAACUCAGACUAGACAACUUGUCUGUCGAGAAACUGCAAGCCAUGGCAGGCAUGGUGACUUCACUUGCUAGGCUUUUCGCUGUUCUUCACACUGCAAUUAAAUUUGAAUCACUGCACAUGCUUACGGCCCUUCUGUCCCAAAAGGAAUCUCCACUUCAUGAUGCUUUGAGAUCAGUGCCUUCCACGAUUUGGAAAUCUCAAAUUCGAGUUGGGAUCACAGACGUUCUCCAGAACCGUGUUGUAUCUUCUGAAAAGUUGCAAGCUCUUCUUUUGGCGGAGUGCAUGAUGUCUAUACUAGGUGAAAAUUGGUUGUCAGAAGAUUAUAAAUUCCCUGAUGACCAGAAUAUGAUGCCUGUUGACAAAUUUGUAUUGCUUGUUCUAGAAUCUGCAAGAAUUGAAGUUUCUGUCCUUCUAAAUGAGCUUGCUUAUUUGAAGUAUGAAUCUUCAAAAAAUUUCCAGAGAGAUGAUAUCAGUCAGAAAGAGAAAAACCUGGCUAUAUUAUUUUCUCUAAUAGAAAGAAUAAUAAAAAUGAUAUCAAAUGCCAGCGGUGGAGAAGGUGCAUCAUGUCAGACUAUCCGUGAGAGCACCAUCAUGAAAGCAAUUACUGGAUUAAACGAGACAGUCGGUUUAGUUCUAGACUUUCUGCAGGAUGCAAAGGAUCAUGGGCAAAAGAAAGGUGAUGAUCUUUUGGCAGCUGUGAGAAUAGUAGGAAGUUAUCUGGCAGAGGCGCCAUAUGCCUGUAAGGAGAAGAUUAGACAUCUGCUGGAGUUUAUCUUCUCUGUUGAAGGUCGAGAUGAAUCAAGCCCAUUCCAUUCAAUUUGUUUUAUGAUUCCAAUGCUUUCCCAAAUAACAACGGAGGAUGAUGGAUGUAGAGCUUUGGUAUCAUUUGAAGGCUAUAAAAUGGUUAUAGAGUGCCUUAUUAAAAUGACCGAACAGGAUGGAAUGAUGGUUGACACUGGUAGCAUUUUUUUAGCAUGUGAUACCAUCAUUAACUUUUUGAAAAAUAUGAAAAAAGCUCAUAUCCGAAUGGAAUCUUGUUUUGUCCGCCUUCUACAAGCACUUGUUGCAUGGUCUGGAUCCGCCGAUGAUUCAUCAGUUACCAUGACAGCCUCCUGCUUAGGCACGUUGGUGAUGGACUUAACAACAGAAGAGUUUUUAUUGAGCUGCUCUGAUUUUGAUUCCAAGACACUUGAGAGCCUAUCGCAACUUAUUGCUAGAAGUUUAUAUCAGGACAUUCCUGACGAUGAUAUGGAACAAUCCAACCAAAAGCAAAUCAUACUAUCAGGUUACAGGCGGUGGUCUGAUAGAUAUCCACAUGUCACAACCAUCCUGCAGCAGCAUGUUUCUGUGUGAUUUCUGCUUAUGAACGCCGUCAAAGAUUCAUUCUCUUGUCAACGCAGAACCCCACGAAUACAAACCUUAAGUGCAAGUAUGCCCAUACCAGAUAUUCAAUCUUAGGGGUUUGCGAAAUGUCAAUGCAUUCUUUGUGGGGGCAAGCAAAUCUAGGUUACAGUAGUUCUCAAGUGGCAGCUCACUGGUUCCUCCAUGUAACAGCGAACUGGUACACCGAAACGGAUAAGCAAGAUGCCAUUGUAUACAGUGUCCUGUUGCUUGGCAGUGCACGAUAGUGGAAGGAGCACAUGCGAAGGGAAAGUAUCGGGCAUUAUUUCCGUCUCUUUUCUCCUGUCCACUUGUACAGAUUCACCUUUUGUGUGUUGUAUCGAUGAGUAUUUGUGUAAUGGAAGGCUUUAAUGUACAAAUAAGUCGCUUGAA